This is a messenger RNA of Anopheles arabiensis, 2242 nucleotides long. It is a transcript of the gene Ate1, whose product is annotated as arginyl-tRNA--protein transferase 1. Gene Ontology annotation, cellular component: cytoplasm. The coding region runs from base 537 to 2132 and encodes 531 amino acids. Gene Ontology annotation, biological process: protein arginylation. The transcript has 7 exons. NCBI's taxonomy places the organism in Eukaryota, Metazoa, Arthropoda, Insecta, Diptera, Culicidae. Gene Ontology annotation, molecular function: arginyl-tRNA--protein transferase activity. The record is from RefSeq and is a predicted model, not a curated record.
CCUUUCUAUUCAACAUCUUUCUUCCCUUUCUGCAGCGAUCUUUCUGCUGUAAAAAUAAAUUCACGUUGUUGUUGUUAAUCCUGAUAUUCGAUGCGUACAUUUGGAGAUUAAAGAACAAUGUAUUAACUUAGACUUGCAAUCGGUAGUGACAAACUCUUUAUCGCUGUAGUGAAAUCCUGUUUGUUUGCGAUUUGGUAGCAUACCUAGUUACGAAGCGGCGUCAUUGAAAUGAGAUUUUCUGAAGCUUUUACAAGCUAUUCAUAGGUUGCAAGAAAAUAGAAAUCCUUGCGUGUAUGGCAGUAAACUCAUCAUUACCAAAAGAUAGCAAAUUAUAGCGAAUGGCUAUAGGUUUGGUCAAAUGAAAAGGAAGCAAUGCGUUCCUGUUACAUGGAAAUCGGACAGCUGUGCUCACUGAGCCAGCAGUAAAUUUUUGUCAUCUUCGCCUUCGUUCUUGUGUUGUUGGAAAAGAACAGAUGUUUUCUUUAUACACAAAUAAUAUAUGAACUAGAAGGAAUAGGAGGAAAAUAGCAACAAAAAUGUCGUAUUCCGUAGUAGAAUACUAUGGCGAAAAUUCAAAGUAUCAGUGUGGAUAUUGUAAGCAGUCGAGUUCGUGCUCAUCUUACGGGAUGUGGGCUCAUAAGCUUAGUUGUCAAGACUACCAGGAACUUAUUGACCGGGGUUGGCGCCGGUCUGGAUGUUACUGUUACAAACCCAUGAUGGACGUAACAUGCUGUCCCUCGUACACAAUAAAAUGUGAUGCGAUUAAUUUUCGGUUGAACAAGUCUCAUAAAAAAAUCAUAAAACGAAUGAACAAGUUUUUGCGAGACGGAUUAAAGGAAACGUCCGAGCAGGAUGCCCAAUCGAACAUCGACGAAAUAGCUACCCAUGAUGGGAGUGCAUGUGAUCAAGAGCAUACAGAAGUCCCUAGCAUGCAACCGCGCGUACUGGAUCCGGAUCUGUUGAAUACGCUUACACACGUUAACAGCGAAAAGCGAUCUGCUGAUGACAAAACGAGCGCAUUACCUAUCCCUACCUUAAGUGGGGUGGUAAAUACAUCAACGCAUACGAGCGAUUCAAGCAUAAGCAAUCAGCCAAAGAAAGCAAAACUAAGGCGCAUUGAACGCAAGCGUGAAAAAUUGCAGAAAAAAGGACUAUCUGGCGCAGACAUUGAACAGCUGAUGCAAUCCAAUAACCGAAAAAGUGCCGAAAAAUCUUUAGAGGAGUUUCUUUCUGAAUCCCCGCAGGAUAAUGACAGUCCAGCGCAUCGCUUAAAGGUAAAACAAGUAAAUGCAAAUGAUGGUGCUACCGCCGCAACAUUUAAACUUUAUAGUUUAUACCAACAAAGCAUCCACAAUGAUCCAGCAUCCAAAUUGAGCAUGGAUCGCUUUAAGCGGUUUCUUGUUAAGUCUCCCCUGAAGAUCGUGACGCUUCUUACUUCGGGAGCAAAAUUCCAAGAGAGCUUGCAUGUUUCUUUUAAUCUGUAUAAAAAGUAUCAGACGGCCAUUCACAAUGACCCACCCGGUGCGAUUGAAGACUAUCUGGACUUUUUGGUGAAAUCGCCAUUAAAGCCUUUCCAAGGAUUCGGGACUUUUCAUCAACAGUAUUGGCUGGACGAUCGUUUGAUAGCUGUUGGAGUGAUUGAUGUGCUACCCAAUUGCGUAAGCUCGGUGUAUUUCUUCUACGAUCCUGAAUAUAAAUUUCUAUCGCUUGGUACUUAUGGAUCAUUGCGUGAACUAGCGUAUACACGCUCGCUCUAUAAAGAAUAUCCUAGCAUUUCAAACUAUUACAUGGGGUUCUAUAUUCACUCUUGUCCUAAGAUGCGUUACAAAAGCAAUCUGCAGCCUUCGUAUUUACUUUGUCCGGAAGCAUACACGUGGCAUUUGCUUGAUAGAACAGUUGUAGCGAAGCUAGAUGCCAGCAAGUAUAGCCGGCUUAACGAUGAUCCUACAGCGCAAGAUACAAACAAAGCUACCGAGCAGGACGUAAACGAUGUGCUCCUAAUUUUUGGUAGAUCCUGCAUGACUUAUACUCAGUAUCUGACGGUCGUGGGCAAGGAAUUGCCUAUAUUGUUUGAAUAUGCUCGCCUGGUGGGAAAAAGUUGCGCAAAGAAAAUGAUGCUUUAUAGGGUAUAGAAAUGUGCAUGACACCGAUGAAUGAUGAAAACUGCAUUGCUUGCAUAAGCUGUUCCUUAAAGUGUGGUGAAUUUCAAAUAAAACCUAAAUGGAAUGUUUACUGAAUUGAG